Tupaia belangeri chinensis (Chinese tree shrew) is the source of this 1841-nucleotide messenger RNA. It is a transcript of the gene CD83, whose product is annotated as CD83 molecule. Lineage: Eukaryota; Metazoa; Chordata; Mammalia; Scandentia; Tupaiidae. The record is from RefSeq and is a predicted model, not a curated record.
CUUUCAGGGGACGGUGGCCAGAGGAUGGAGGCAUUCCAGGGAGAGCUGCACCCCGGCGGUCAGCACUCUCAUCACAAGGGGCAAAAUGACUCUUUCGAGGUCCUCAGCGAAAGACCCUAUUCCCUGAAGAUUCGAAACACUACCAACUGCAACGCGGGCACAUACACGUGCACCCUGCAGGAUCCGGAAGGGCAGAGAAACCUAAGUGGCACCGUGAUUUUGAAGGUGACAGGGUGCUCUAAAAGACGAGAAGAAAAUUUUAAGAACUACAGAGCUGAGAUCUUCCUGCUGUUGGCUCUGGUGGUUUUCUACUUAACACUCAUCAUUUUCACUUGUAAAUUUGCACAACUACAGAGCAUAUUCCCAGAUUUUUCUAAAUCUGGCAUGGAAAGAGCUUUUCUCCCAGUCACCUCUCCAAACAAGCACUUGGAUCCAGUGACCCCUCAAAAGACUGAAAUCGUAUGAGCAGGAUUUCUGCAGAUUGUAUUCCUAAAGUCCGGGCUUGGUGGCAUGCCCAUUUGCCAUUCUGGACAAGAGAAGAAUGAGGUCCACACCGAGGGUGCAUCCUUCCUGUGAUGUUCUGGCCAAAAAUGUCUAAAGGUGGAACACACCCCACUUUCUACAGAGCUUGAAAACCAUCCCACGGCUAGAGCAUGGGGCCACCUGCAGAGCAUCCUCCAGAGCUGCUUCUCCAUGGCUGCUGGCUUAGUGUUUUAAGCAGCUAUCUGGUCAACCUCUUGGAAACUUCUUCCAUCACAUGAAAGCUAUGGUGAGAUACAGUUGGAAAAGGGUCUUGGGAAAUAUGCCCAGAGCUGGCCCUGUGACAGACUCCCGAGGACAGCUGUCAUCUUGCACAUCUGGAAAACAUCUCUUUGAAUUUGCUAUGUUUGGUUGUACCAGCCCAGAUGUUUUAUGUCUGGGAGAAAUCGACAGGCCAAGCUGUGAGACAGUGGGAAAGAUUUAGCAAAUAAUUUCCCGGUGUGAAGGUCCUGCUUGUGCUAAGGAUUAGUAUGUGUACAUAGAACUAACAGGUCAACAAACUAUUUUCCAACAGGGUCCUUUCAUCUGAGAAAGGCAUCCACGGGGAAGCCACGAGAAAGAGUGCCACAUUUAUUUUUAUAUCUGUAUAUAUGUCAAAGGAGUAUUUGUGUUUUUCUCCUUUUGAGCCCAUACCUACAGUUAGAAAGCCCUGCUGACUGACAGACAACUUGAAUAUGGAGAGUGGGAAGUCGUCAGAGAGGGUGACAACGAGGUAGAGAGCCAUGGAGUGUAGAGGUACUGGACCAACCCUCCAAUCAGGCCUUAGGUCUGAUCGUCCACUGCCUCGCUGCCUGAUCUUGGGCAAAUUCUUCGUGGUUUCUACUUUCUUUGUAAACCGAAAGUUUGUGUUAUGGGUGGAUUAAAAAUAAUAUAUGCAGAAAUGCUUUGGAAAAGUUGUAAAGCACUAUGCCAACUUGAAACACCAUUGGGUCAUUAUCCUUGCUGUUAUGCUUCGGGAUGAGAGAAUGGGUGCUUUUCAUUUCUCGUGUUUUCCAUUGUUUCAAACAAAGAAAGCUUUCAAGAAGACUUUGCUCCCGUCUUCUGUGUGAAUUCCGUUGGGGAAAUGAAAUACUCAGGACAGUGGUCUGUUCUGGAAGCACCAGCCAAAAGAACCUCGAGAAAUGGACACUUGGAGACACUGGGCGCUGGAGAAAAGGGAUCUCACCAAGUGUUGCCUUGAUGCAUCGGCGAUUGUUGGUUUUCUCAAACCUGGCCCCGUCCCUGCUUGUUUUCCAGAGAUUUUAUUUUGGUAAUUUGUGCAUGAUCCACACUAUGAGAGAGUAAAAGGGAUACCUAAUUGA